CUGAGCUUCUAGCUGGGUCUGUCUCUAGCCUCCGCCGGUGAGGCCUCAUUCCCAGGUAGGCUUGGGAAAGCGAUCGUGGCACCCUGGAUCAGUUUUUGGAUUCCCGAGGCAGCUCCAGCGCGCACCAGCGGGCAUACAGCUGCCUCAAGGAGUUGGGCAAGAUGCUGUUUGGUGUCAAGGACAUCGCACUGCUGGAGCACGGGUGCAAGGCCUUGGAGGUGGACAGUUACAAGUCCCUGAUGAUCCUGGGGAUUCCGGAGGACUGCAACCACGAGGAGUUUGAGGAGAUCAUACGGGUCCCUCUCAAGCCUCUGGGCAAAUUCGAAGUGGCUGGGAAAGCCUUUCUGGAGGAAGACAGGACCAAGGCAGCCAUCAUUAGACUGGCGGAGGAGCUCAACUAUGCCGUGGUCCCCAGGGAGAUCAAGGGCAAGGGCGGGAUGUGGAGAGUGGUCUACAUGCCCCGGAAGCAGGACGUCGAAUUCCUGACCAAGCUGAACCUGUUCCUGCAGAGCGAGGGCCGAACGGUGGAAGAUGUGGCCCGAGUCCUGAGACAGGAACUGUGCCCGACAGCGACAGGUCCCAGAGAGCUGCCCGCCGUGAAGUGCUGCCUGCCUCUGCCUGGGGAGCACCCAGAGGCCGGGGCCACUGCCAGGGUGGAUGCGGUGCCACCUCCGAGCUCCCUGGAGAAGGAGAGCAAGGCUGGAGAGGGCAAGAGGAGCAAGAGGAAGCACAAGAAAAACCGUCGACGGCGCCACGCCUCCGACAAGAAGCUGUGA
Molecule: messenger RNA, 776 nt
Organism: Marmota flaviventris (yellow-bellied marmot)
Lineage: Eukaryota; Metazoa; Chordata; Mammalia; Rodentia; Sciuridae
Gene: Pnma8c
Product: PNMA family member 8C
Source: RefSeq, a predicted model, not a curated record